Miniopterus natalensis is the source of this 591-nucleotide messenger RNA. RefSeq names its product trafficking protein particle complex subunit 2L (gene TRAPPC2L). The record is from RefSeq and is a predicted model, not a curated record. Gene Ontology annotation, biological process: endoplasmic reticulum to Golgi vesicle-mediated transport. NCBI's taxonomy places the organism in Eukaryota, Metazoa, Chordata, Mammalia, Chiroptera, Miniopteridae.
CGGCCGGCCGGGCCUCCCAAGAUGGCGGUGUGCGUGGCGGUGAUCGCCAAGGAGAAUUACCCUCUUUACAUCCGAAGUGUCCCCACAGAGAACGAGCUGAAGUUCCACUACAUGGUGCACACAUCCCUGGAUGUGGUGGAUGAGAAGAUCUCUGCAAUGGGGAAGGCUCUGGUGGACCAGAGGGAGCUCUACCUGGGCCUGCUGUACCCCACAGAGGACUACAAGGUAUAUGGCUACGUGACCAACUCCAAGGUGAAGUUUGUUAUGGUGGUGGAUUCCUCCAACACGGCACUUCGAGACAACGAGAUUCGCAGUAUGUUCCGGAAGCUGCACAACUCUUACACAGACGUGAUGUGUAACCCCUUCUAUAACCCAGGGGACCGCAUUCAGUCCAGGGCCUUUGAUAGCAUGGUGACAUCUAUGAUGAUACAGGUCUGUUGAGUGAGAAGAUUGCUGCCUGUUGAUUGAAGAGAAGUGUUUUGUACAUAACCGUAUUGUGUAGAUGUGUAUUUAUUAUCAUUUACCUCUUCCUUAGUGUCACAUAUGUGUCACGUGGUGUGGUGCAUGUCAAUUAAAGAUCUUGUAACAUCA